AAAAAAAAAAAAAAAAAAAAAAAAAAAGGAGAGAGAGAGAGGAAAAAACACACACGCACACACACAUACAAGGGGGGAAAGGCAAAGUGGGAGAACGCAUCGCUGGAUAUUAUAGGUUUUUGUAGCUCUUGCAAUUGGUAAACAACUGGAACCAGUUCUGUUCCUGGAAUGGCUUCUGUUGUGAAAUGGACGUUAUAAAGGAAAGAUAAUGAAAACAAGAACGCACAAAGAAUCGAUGCCCAUGCGCAGUGGGCGAAGGAGGGGGGCGAGUGAGGAGAGAAGGGGCAGGCGCCCGCACACCAGCCCAACUCGCCCUGAACGCACCGACCGGCAGACGCAAAGAGGUGGUGGUGAGGAACUGGCUGGAAAUCGCUUCAGUUGCAGAUCACAAGGACAUGAUUCAUCAGAGAGUGAGGGGGAGGAACUUGUAUCACCUCCAAAGAGACAGAAAGUUCAGGAUUCAGCACCAAACCCAAAUUCUCCAACAUCAACGCACUUGACUGAAAGCUCAACAACUUCCACUGUUCCACCUCCAACCUCAGCUGCAAGCCAAUCUCGGGAGAGUGACAAUGAAGAUGGCCAAUCCCAGGGCAGUAGGAGUUCGGCCGUAGGGAGCCUGGCCAAUAGCAGUAGCAGCCUGAGCAGCGGGCGGGAUAUAGACCAGGACAAUCGAUCCUCAUCUCCGAGUCUUUCUGCUUCCCCUUUGGGUAGCCUGGACUCUGAUUCUGAUGGGCCCGAUUCACCAAAGCAAGGAGAACGUGAGAAAGGUAAAGAGGUUGGUGCAGGGAAAGUGACCGGGGAGGACAGGAGAACGUUACGAGAGGGGAGAGGAGAAGAAUCGUGUGGCGAUGGGGAAAAACGAGACGUAGAGACAAUUGAAGAUUCUUCAUCUCUGAAGCCCCCUUCUACUCCCUGCUCUUCCUCUAGUCUAACUCCUUCUGUUCGAGGAGGAGAUUCAUCGAAUGACAGCAAUAGUGGGAGGAAAUCAUAUUUCUCCCUGGACUCCAAAUUGAUGUGUAAAGUUGAGUAUGGCUCACCAGCAGGUGUUGAAAGCAACAGAAUGACUUCCAAAGCCAGCACACAGUGCAUAAACAAGACAACCAUCUCUGGAGGAGAUUUUUCACAUAACAGCCCCAACAUUCCCCAUUCGUUGCCCCCUCCACUUCCUCCUCCACCUGCCCUGAAGCCGUUGGAGCUUGGGGGACAAAACCUGCCGGCUGAGGUUAAGACAGAAAGAGACAAAACUGAAAAAACAGAGAAACUCAUGGACAAGGCUCAGUCCACGCCUCCUUCUUUGCUGCCACAGUGCGGCCCUCAGCCCCUGUCCCAGUCUCAGCCUCAGACCCAGCCCUCUAGCCAUCCUCACCACUACAGCUCCAGUUGGCAGGGCGGGGCAGCAACUGGUUGCCAGGGGAGCUGGGGCUACUCCCGCUAUCCUGGCAGCCACCACCCACAGCACCAGCCCCCCGUGCAGCAGCAGCAACUUCCCUCCGUCUACAACCCGCCAUCCUCUCGCCACUCCUCAUCCCACCCCUCUUACCUUCCCCAUCCUCACCCCCACCCUCACAGAGAGUACCUUCCCAGGUACGCUGGAGGGGGAGGGGACAGGGAGAGGGGCCCCACAGGAGAGAGAGAGAGGGGAGUAAGAGGGGAGUGUGGUGGGAGAGAGCUCACCAGAGAGUUUUCUGCUCCUGUUGGCAACAGCAGCAACAGUAACGGAGGGGGGAGUAGUAAUAAUGGCUGUGGUGCAAUGAGUGUCCCCAACAGCAUUCCAGCUCGGGAGUUUGGGGGGAUGCCCGUAGGGCAGAACAGGGAGUACCAAGGCUCAGGAAGAGAUGGGCCCAACUUAGGUCCAGAUCGAAGAGACUUUGGUUCAGCAUUCAGGGACAGGGAGCGUGAAAGGGAACGGGAAGGAGGAAGGGAGUUUAAUCUCCCAAAUCAAAAUCAGAAUAGAGACUUUGGCCCCACUGUACCCACAGGGGGGCACCCAAGAGACAAAGAUGGCAACAGAUGGAGUGAGUUUGGGAGCCAGACAAGAGAGGUUGUGAGCAACAGCAACCCUAAUAACAACUCCAUACCACCAGGAAACCCCCCAAGUUCAACCAGUGGUCUACCAGUCGCCCCCAUGCUAAACCGUGACCCACCUGCGUCACCCCAAAACAAUCUCAAUCACCCUUCUCAUUCCUCUCUUCCCCAGCAUCCCCAUUCUCAUCCCCCAAAUUCAUCCAACAGGGAUUUCCCCCCACCCAUGGACCAGACACAAAUGCCUUCAACUGGAGCAGAUCACUUUCACAGAGACUAUCCUCCAAGUGGAGGAAAAGACUUUCCAGCUGGGGCACCUCCUUCUGCUGGCACAAAUCGAGAGUACCUAAGCUCCCCUGGAGUGACUCCAAACCUGGGACGAGAGUACCCAGGGACAGGAGGAACGCAACACGCCCACCCACCUCACCCCCACUACCAGCCUGGGCCCAAAGACAGAGAGAGGGAUUCAAACCUGCGAGAGUCUGCUCUCUACCAAAGCCGUGGAGGCCCUAAUCAGCCUCCUGCACUCUCUCCUUCCUCCUCUUCCAGCCAUCAUGGACAAUACCCACAUCCGCCUCCUCAGCCACCUGUACACCCCCCUCAAAGCUCCCAUUCCCAGGCACCUCAAUCAACUAUGGGACCUAGUACACGUCCUCCACACUAUCAGUCCUCUGCUCAAACUCCUCCAACACCUCUAUCUCCCUUACCUAGCCCAUCUACCAAUCAGAUGGGAGCCUUCUCAUCCUUUCCCUCUGGUUCUUCCUCUGCACCCACCUCACAACUUCCCGUUCCAGGUGUGUCAUCCAGCUGUUCACCUGGAUGCCGCCCUUCGUCUUUCCAUGGCACUUUGAACAAUCAUCCUCAGUUCAGUGGCACAUAUCACUCCAAUGGAAGCAAUGGCAGCACCAUGGCAAACAGCAGUGGCAACAGUAGCGCAGUCAGCAGUAGCAGCAACACAAACUCACAGGCACCCUCACCUCAGAAUGUCUCGAAGGCCCCACCACCUCUUAGUAACUCCACCAACAACAACAGCAACGUCUCAACACCUGCCUUGACCUCAUCACUUCCUGGUGUGGAGGGACACUCAGACUCAGGUCUACCUCCAACAGCCGUCAUCAAGGAAGAACCACCAGAGGACCGGGAAGAAACCGAAAGCCCUCCCCCGGUGUUAAGAAGUCCCUCACCUGAACCAAAACACGUGGAUAUUCCUAUUCACGCCAGCCAAUCAGCACGGUUUCACAAGGUCCUUGAUAGAGGCAGCAGGAACUCCUGUGCUCGUAGCGAUGUCCUCUUUGUCCCAUUGGACGGCUCCAAACUGUGGAAAAAGAGGAACGAGAUGAUUGAAAGAGCUCGCAGGGAAGUUGAGCAGAGGGCCAGAGACCUGAGAGAGAAAGAAAGGGAACGGGAAAGAGAGCGUGAGAGAGAACUGGAUCGGCAUCUACAGAACCAGAAGGAUGUCAGUGCUGCUGGAGGGGGACGCCAGGGUUCCUCGCUCUUCUUCCCCCCCUCGUCCUCCAUCAUUCUUGACCCUUCCUCUUCCUCUGCCUCUUCCUCCGCCAACGUAGUCGCCCACCCUCCCGCUCACCCCCAGCACCACCCCUCACAUCCGCAUGCUCAUCUUCCACCGACACAUCAUCUCCACCCCUCUCUGUCCCACGCUAUUCCCCACUCCCUUCUCUUACCCACCAUGGGUGGGGCAUCGGCAGUGGUUGGUGGGCCUCAGGGGGCCCUGGGGAUUGGGUUAGGAGGUCCAUAUUUAGGACCUGACACACCAGCCCUGAGGACCCUGAGCGAAUACGCUCGCCCACAUGCCAUGUCUCCUCUUGGGGCAGCGAGUCGUGCUCAGGCACACCACCCUCAAGUUCACCAUGGUCACCCCCAUGUCCACCCCUCAUUCUUCCUCCCUCAACUACAAAACCAUGCUUUGAGUCACCCACACCACCUUCCCACUGAUGCAGCAACGGCAGCAGCCAUCUUAGGCUUUUUGUACGGUGGCAGCCUUGAAGGUGGUCCAGGUGUGCCUGGGCACCCUGGGGUGGCCGGGGGCCCCGUACCAGGAGGAAUUGGCGGUGCAGGUUUGGGAGGCAUGGGUUUCCCUCACGCAAUGGCAGCUCAUCGAGAUCGGCUAAAGCCUGGAUUUGAGUUUAAGAGUGAUGAGCGGGUUUAUCCUGCGGGAUCCAUACCCGACCCUGCAGCUAUUGCGCUUGCUCAUUCGCAUGCGCAUGCCCACAGCAACGCCCAUGCACAUGCUCACUCCCUGCUGCUUGCAGGAGGUGCAGCAGCUAAUGAGGUAUCACUCUAUGGCACUCCUCCUCCUCCAGCUCCACCUGGACCUCCACACCUUCAAAACCCAACCCUGGCACAAGUAACCCGACCUCCACAACCACCUGCUCCACAGUCACUGUCUAAUCCUCCUCCUUCAUCCCUCCUUCCACCUUCUCUCCCCUCUCACCCUUCAUCUGCCCCACUGGCCGCCCCCUCAGCCCCGGCACCACCUUCCGCACCUCCAGCCGCUCCUCCUCAACCUGCUCCACCGACCUCCAACUCUUCCUCACUUCAUCACCCAGUGCCCCACUCUUCUUUCCCUAACUCCCUGUCCUCUCAUGUGCCUCCGCCUCCUGCCCCAGCUGCUCCGCCCGAGACUUAUCCGACUCCCACGCGCUCCCCUGCCUCGUACGAGCGUGACAGGAGCGGAGCGAGGGAACGGGAGAGGGAGCGGGACAGAGCAGCUUUGACGGCCUUUGGGGACAGAGAGCGAGAAAGAGAGAGGGAGCGAGAAAGGGGAGGGAGUGGGGGAGGCGGAGGAGCAGGAGGGGGGAAUGGAGGCGGAACAGGGGGAGGAGGUGGAGGAGAGAACCUGGGGCGUCUUCAGAUGUUGAAUGUAACGCCUCAUCAUCACCAGCAUUCACACAUCCACUCACAUCUUCACCUGCACCAGCAAGACACAGCGGCGGGCGGGGUUCACCCCCUGAUGGACCCGUUGGCGUCGGGGUCUCCUUUGGCUCGCCUUCCCUACCCAGGAGCAGCGCUCGGCACGCCCAUCCUGGCUCACCCCCUCACUGACAGCGAGGUGCUUCGCCAACAGCUGUUCGGUGAGGAGAAGGCUCCUCGUCCAUGUGCUCCUUUCCGUGACUUGCCCCAGCCUUCCUCCCUCACUGGUCCCAUGUCAGCGGCCCAUCAGCUCCAGGCCAUGCAGCAGGCCCAGAGCGCGGAGCUGCAGAUCCAGAGACUGGCCCUGGAACAGCAGUGGAUCCACCACCAUCACCACCACUCCCUCACACAGGACGAGUAUUACAGUCACCUGAAGAAAGAGAGUGACAAGACCCUGUGAGGGAGGGGACACGAUGCAGAGCGGCUCGGGCAAGAAGUCGAAACAAAACACGUGAAUCUGUGCAAGAACAGACUGAA
This is a messenger RNA of Poecilia latipinna (sailfin molly), 5430 nucleotides long. It is a transcript of the gene atn1, whose product is annotated as atrophin 1. The transcript has 10 exons. The record is from RefSeq and is a predicted model, not a curated record. The coding region runs from base 209 to 5353 and encodes 1714 amino acids. Gene Ontology annotation, molecular function: transcription corepressor activity. Lineage: Eukaryota; Metazoa; Chordata; Actinopteri; Cyprinodontiformes; Poeciliidae. Gene Ontology annotation, cellular component: nucleus.